Messenger RNA from Rhopilema esculentum, 2368 nucleotides. Its product is annotated as 28S rRNA (uridine-N(3))-methyltransferase. The record is from RefSeq and is a predicted model, not a curated record. Lineage: Eukaryota; Metazoa; Cnidaria; Scyphozoa; Rhizostomeae; Rhizostomatidae.
AUCGCGCGCACUGAUAGGAGGCCACGUGCGCCAUUUUGUGUAUGCACACAUGAGAAUGACUCUACUUUGAAUAACGUUGAGGUACUUUCUGCAAAGCAAAGAUAUGUGUCAGUGAUUCUCAAGUUCCUAUCUCAGUGUGGAAAUGAAGAGAAAAAAAUCAAAGUCAGCUGAAAACGAGAACGAUCUUAAAAUCAAGAAAUCAGAAACCAGAAGUGGAAAAUCAGAGGAUUUAGAACCAGAUGAUGUUUCAGAAGAAAUUCAAAGCAAAGGCAGACCAUAUACAAUUAGUGUUGCACUGCCUGGCUCUAUUUUGGAGAAUGCACAGUCGCCUGAGCUAAGAACUUAUCUGGCUGGACAAAUUGCAAGAUCGCUUGUUAUAUUUAACAUUGAUGAGGUAGUUGUGUUCAAUGAAACCACAAAGAAAGAUUCCAAAUCUGGCUUCAAGGGAUCCACAAAAGCCACUGAUCCUAACAUUCUGCUAGCAAGAAUUUUGCAAUAUUUGGAAUGUCCACAAUACCUGCGCAAGCAUUUCUUUCCAAAGCACCCAGACCUGAACUAUGCUGGGCUUUUAAAUCCGCUAGACAGCCCACAUCACAUGAGAGUUGAUGAUGAACUGCCUUACAGAGAAGGAGUUGUCCUUGAUAGGCCAGUUAAAAAUGGAGAAGGGUCAUUUGUCAAUAUAGGCUUGCGAAAAGAAGUAAAGGUGGAUAAACAUCUGCAGCCAGGAAUUCGUGUCACCGUCAAAAUUGAAUCUUCCGAGAAAAAGCACACAACAGGAAAAGUUGUCUCUCCGGCGGAACCAAGAUUAAAAAACGGUUUAUACUGGGGUUACAAUGUUCGACUGGCGCAGUCCUUUGGAGCCGUUUUCACCCAAUGUCCUUUUAAGGAUGGUUAUGACGUUACAAUAGGUACGUCAGAGAGAGGCUCGCCGGUGCGCAAGCUGAGGCUGUCACCUUUCAAGCAUUUACUGAUUGUAUUCGGUGGACUAGGGGGACUGGAAGCGAGUUUAGAGUCUGACGAGAGCCUUAUGCAGAGUGAGGCACAGCUCUUGUUUGACCACUACAUCAACAGCUGCUCGAAUCAAGGAAGUCGCACUAUACGAACUGAGGAAGCAAUUUUGAUAACGCUGUCAGGUCUGCAGCCCAGGAUUCAAAAAUGUCUCAAGAAAACAUAAUAACGAAAUCCCAUCAUUGCGUCUCGCAGGACACGACAUCCUUCAGAAAGUAUCGACUCGUAGAUUUCAAAAUCUAGAUUCCGCGCUUCAAAAUCUAGAUUCUGCGUUUCACAAACAGAUUCUGCCUGUUUAGCCAACUCAAGAUAUUCAUUGGUUCAAACAGUUCUACCUCCUGAUUUUCGUAGGCCUUCUCCCGUCUGUUCCAGUUUAGUACUUCAUCGAUGAGAAAAGCAUUUUCAUGAAUGUUCGAGACUAUGAACGGAUAAAAAACUUCCACCAUCUACCAACCUUGUCAGGCAAUAUUUCGAUAUUUUUUCCCUAUAUUGACAAAGUUCACGCUCCAGUGGAAGAAAAAGCCAGAUUCAAUUACUGGGAAACCAAUAAUUCCUCAAAGACUUUUUUACGAUGUUUUUUACGAAACUGAAAAAUUCUGGAAGACCAGCUUAUGCCAAGUUGGUAAACGAAACUUAAAACCAGUUUAACUGCAGCAAAUAGACAUCGCCUUUUUGUACGUUUUCAAAUGUAGCUUCUUAUUCAGCCCUCGCAAAUGCAAAAUUUUGGAUUAAUUCUUCGCACAGUUUAAUAGUUGUUUCCAGAUAAAAACCUUGACCUAUUUUACACUUCUCAACCAAGCAAACUGAAAUGGACAUUUUAAUUGGAAACUUCAUCAACCGACAAAAAUACAAUUGAUAGCUGAGUUUAGAUAAUUGAAAGAUAAUAAAACAAAGAAGGCCAGUAGGAUUAAAGAAAUGAAAGAAAUUUCUGCUAAAGGUUUCGCCCUCUAAUAACUGGACUUAAACAUUUUAUUCUUUAUUGCCUAGUUGCCCGUUUUGCAUCACUCAAGUAAAUCUUCCACAAUUCUUCUAUAGCACAAGGAAAAACUAUAGCGAAAAACGCAAAAAGUUAUCGAUGCCCCCGUCAAGCUUUUUAAGGGCCUUUUUAAAAGGGCCAUCUUGAACGGAACCGAAAUUAGAAGGGUCGUAAUGAAAAAUUGAUAGACCAGUUAGUUAUCUGAAGUAAUGGGCCAGCCUUAUCUUCGAUAUUAAGGCAUAUCAUUUCACCGAGUAUAAUUAACUUGGUGUUUUAGCUUGCAAGAAAAAUAUUUUCCCAUAAAAAUAUAACUAAGAAUCAAUUGAUCUAAGUACUACGCAGUUAUUACAAUAAUAAAUGUUAUAUCAUAAUUCAAUAUCAAAA